AACAUCUCCACCAUGCCGUCUGCCGUGAAACCCCCGCAAACCCUGUACGACAAGGUCUUUGGGGACCAUAUUGUCGAGGAAAAGGAGGAUGGAACAAUCCUGCUCUACAUUGACAGACAUCUGGUCCACGAAGUGACAUCACCGCAAGCCUUUGAGGGCCUCCGGAACGCCGGCCGCCGAGUACGAAGACCGGACUGCACCCUCGCCACAGUAGACCACAACAUUCCCACGACAUCGCGGAAAAACCUCACCACGACAGAAAAGUUCAUCGAGGAGACGGACUCGCGGUUACAAUGCAUGACGCUCGAAGAGAACGUCAAGGCCUUCGACCUCACAUACUUUGGCCUCGACGACAAGAGGCAGGGUAUUGUGCACAUUAUUGGGCCCGAGCAGGGCUUCACCCUCCCCGGAACCACAGUUGUCUGCGGUGACAGCCACACAUCCACACAUGGCGCUUUCGGUGCCCUCGCCUUCGGUAUCGGCACAAGUGAAGUCGAGCACGUUUUGGCGACACAGACCAUCAUCACACAGCGGAGCAAGAACAUGAAGGUCCAGGUCGAGGGCGAGUUGGGACCUGGCGUCGGCAGCAAGGAUAUCAUCCUGCACGUCAUUGGCAAGAUUGGCACGGCUGGAGGAACCGGUGCCGUCAUUGAGUUCUGCGGCUCGGCUAUCCGCGGCUUGAGCAUGGAGGCGCGCAUGUCCAUGUGCAACAUGUCCAUCGAGGGAGGAGCAAGAGCUGGCAUGAUUGCGCCAGACCAGACGACGAUUGAAUACCUCAAGGGAAGGCCUCUUGCGCCAAAAGUCGACAGCCCCGAGUGGAACAAGGCGUGCAACUAUUGGCUGAGCCUGAAGUCUGACGAGGGCGCCAAGUACGACAUCGAGGUCCUGAUCGAUGCAAAGGACAUUGCCCCCACUGUUUCUUGGGGUACCUCGCCCCAGGAUGUCGUUCCCAUUACUGGUGUGGUCCCUGGCCCCGAUGACUUCCAAGAUGAGGUCAAGAAGCAGGCGUGCGAGCGUGCGCUCAAGUACAUGGGCUUGACUGCGGGCACUCCUAUGCAGGAAAUUCCUCUGGACAAGAUCUUCAUCGGAUCUUGCACCAACGCUCGAAUUGAGGAUCUGCGCUCUGCUGCACAAAUUGUCGAGGGUAAGAAGGUCGCUUCCAACAUCAAGCGUGCUAUGAUCGUGCCUGGAUCUGGUCUGGUUAAGCAGCAGGCGGAAGCCGAAGGCCUCGACAAAAUCUUCACCGAUGCUGGAUUCGAGUGGAGAGAAGCCGGAUGCUCAAUGUGUCUGGGCAUGAACCCCGAUAUCCUUUCUCCCGGUGAACGAUGCGCUUCAACAUCGAACCGUAACUUUGAAGGCCGACAAGGUGCUGGCGGCCGAACCCACCUCAUGUCGCCUGCCAUGGCCGCAGCUGCUGCCAUUGUAGGAAACCUAGCCGAUGUCCGGAAACUCGCACCUCAAACCUCAGGACAGGCCAAGACCUCGCCAAAGAUCGAACUUGACGCCCAUGUGGAGGCCCCCAGCAGCGAUGAGGAAUUGGACAAAAUCAUGGACCAGCCCACUUCAGAGCCCCAACACACUGCUUCCAACACGGCCAGCACGGGAGGCGCCCCCUCUGGCAUGCCCAAGUUUGAAACACUCCGCGGAUACGCGGCGCCUAUGGAAAUCGCCAACAUCGACACCGAUGCCAUUAUCCCCAAGCAAUUCCUCAAGACAAUCAAGCGCUCCGGUCUCGGCAGCGCCCUCUUCCACGCUUGGCGCUAUGAUCCCGGCACCGACAAUGAAACCCCGUCAUUCGUCCUAAACAAGGAACCCUACCGCAACGCCAAGAUCCUAGUCUGCACUGGACCCAACUUUGGCUGCGGAUCCAGCCGAGAGCACGCGCCCUGGGCUCUACUCGACUUUGGCAUCAAGUGCAUCAUCGCCCCAUCUUUUGGUGACAUCUUCUUCAACAACACAUUCAAGAAUGGCAUGCUUCCCAUCCGCAUACAAGAUGCUGCCACCCUCCAGCGCAUUGCCGACGAAGCGAUUGCCGGCAAGGAGAUUGAAGUUGAUCUGCCUAACCAGGUCGUCCGCGCUGCUGAUGGCACCGAGCUAGCCAAGUUCGACGUCGAGGAGUUUAGGAAACACUGCCUUGUCAAUGGCCUGGACGACAUUGGCUUGACCAUGGCCAAUGUUGACAAGAUCGAGAAGCACGAGCAGAAGCGUACAGCCCUCUGGCCAUGGCUGGAUGGCAGCGGCUACCUGAAGAGACAUGGCCGUGGCCCAGUCAAGAUCCAGGCGCAGCCUGUCCCCAAGACAAACAGGGGAGAGGAGCUCAAGGAGCCGCUUGAGUGGUAGAAAGCAUGGCGUGUGGAGGAAAAAAAAGAAGUUUUAUCUUGGGCUUUUACUUUUGUGUUAUUUAGGCACGGUUCGAUUUUAACGUAUGAUUGACUGGAAUGCUGGGUGUUUUGGACAUGAGAUAAAAACCAGUUUAGGAAACUAGAUAAUGAAUGUUGAAUGAAAU
Molecule: messenger RNA, 2506 nt
Organism: Exserohilum turcica Et28A
Lineage: Eukaryota; Fungi; Ascomycota; Dothideomycetes; Pleosporales; Pleosporaceae
Exons: 4
Coding region: 13-2340 (775 amino acids)
Biological process (GO): L-leucine biosynthetic process
Cellular component (GO): 3-isopropylmalate dehydratase complex
Molecular function (GO): 4 iron, 4 sulfur cluster binding; 3-isopropylmalate dehydratase activity
Source: RefSeq, a predicted model, not a curated record